CAGGGACAGGCUGGGGACGCAGGGCCAAGGCUGCGGAGACAGGGGCAGAGCGGGAGGCAUGGGGACGCCGCGGCUCUGCCCAUCUCUCACCCUCCGCCGCCCCCCCCGGCAGAGCUGAUCCAGACGGAGAUCCACCACGUGCGCACGCUGAAGAUCAUGGGCAGCGUGUUCCGCAGGGCCAUGCUGGAGGAGCUGCAGCUGGACCCGGGCACGGUGCAGAAAAUCUUCCCCUGCGUGGACGAGCUCAGCCAGAUCCACGAGCGCUUCCUGGCGCAGCUCCUGGAGCGCCGCCGCGACUCGCUGGCCCAGGACAGCAACAAGAACUUCGUCAUCAACCGCCUGGGGGACAUCCUCGUGGGCCAGUUCUCGGGCAGCAGCGCGGAGCAGCUGAAGAAAGCCUACUCGGAGUUCUGCAGCAGGCACACCAAGGCGGUGAAGGAGUACAAGGACCUGCUCGCCCGCGACAAGCGCUUCCAGCACUUCGUCCGGAGGAUGGCGCGGUCCCCGCUGCUCCGGCGCCACGGGGUGCCCGAGUGCAUCCUGCUGGUGACGCAGAGGAUCACCAAGUACCCGGUGCUCAUCGAGCGCAUCCUGAAAAACUCCAAAGCCCACGAGGGCGAUUCGGCCGACCUGUCCCGAGCGCUGACGCUGGUGAAGGAGCUGAUCUCGUCGGUCAACGAGGAGGUGCACGCCUGUGAGAUGAACGCGCGGCUCUGGGACGUGUACCGGCGCGUGGACGGGCGCGCCAAGGCGCCGCUGCAGUGGGAGAGCCGCGCCGGCCUCUUCGGCAGGGACGAGCUGCUGCGGCGCAAGCUGGUGCACAGCGGCUGCAUGCUCUGGAAGACGGCGGCCGGGCGCUUCAAAGGUGAAGCCGGGGCGUUGG
This is a messenger RNA of Oxyura jamaicensis (ruddy duck), 883 nucleotides long. Its product is annotated as rho guanine nucleotide exchange factor 2-like. Gene Ontology annotation, biological process: positive regulation of neuron differentiation; actin filament organization; cell morphogenesis. NCBI's taxonomy places the organism in Eukaryota, Metazoa, Chordata, Aves, Anseriformes, Anatidae. The transcript has 4 exons. Gene Ontology annotation, cellular component: cytoskeleton; ruffle membrane. The record is from RefSeq and is a predicted model, not a curated record. Gene Ontology annotation, molecular function: microtubule binding; guanyl-nucleotide exchange factor activity. The annotation marks the transcript as partial.